Molecule: messenger RNA, 3578 nt
Organism: Armigeres subalbatus
Lineage: Eukaryota; Metazoa; Arthropoda; Insecta; Diptera; Culicidae
Gene: Gyc88E
Product: soluble guanylate cyclase 88E
Exons: 13
Coding region: 262-3108 (948 amino acids)
Biological process (GO): cGMP biosynthetic process; response to oxygen levels; nitric oxide-cGMP-mediated signaling
Cellular component (GO): guanylate cyclase complex, soluble
Molecular function (GO): heme binding; nitric oxide binding; guanylate cyclase activity
Source: RefSeq, a predicted model, not a curated record
GGUAAAACCCGCCUGUACUAGAAGACAUCCAGACUAAGUGCAUUUGUAUGAGGAUCGCACUGACCGGAUCUGUCGCCUUGGCCUUGCACAAUACUAGACUGUGAUUGAGUGAUUGCUCGUGGGAAAUCGACGAUCGGAUUGUGGAGAAGGCCCGCACGGUAUUGACGCGCCACUGACACCUGAAUCGUGCCCAAUUAGUAGUGCAGGCAAAAUCGAGGGGCUACCAACGCCCGGUCCCGCAUAGCCCGCACCCCAGCAGCUAUGUACGGACUGCUUCUCGAGAAUCUUUCCGAAUAUAUAAAAAGCGUCUACGGGGAGGAAAAGUGGGAUGACAUACGCCGACAGACCGGUAUCUCGUCGCCGUCGUUCAGCGUGCACGAUGACUACGACGAAAAUCUGCUCAACCAACUGGCGGCGAAGGCGCAAGAAAUCCUCGGAAUUUCGGAACGUGACUUCAUGGACCAGAUGGGCGUUUAUUUUGUCAACUUCGUCAGCCAGUACGGGUACGACCGGGUGCUAUCGGUGCUGGGCCGGCACAUGCGUGACUUUCUGAAUGGCCUGGAUAAUUUGCACGAAUAUCUGAAGUUUUCCUACCCGUUGAUGCGUGCACCGAGCUUCAUCUGCGAGAACGAAACGCGCCACGGCCUAACGCUGCACUACCGCACCAAGCGCAAGGGUUUCGUCUUCUACACAAUGGGACAAAUUAGAGAGGUGGCACGUCACUUCUACCACAAAGAAAUGCAAAUUGCCCUGGUCAAGUCCAACCUGCUCGGCGAAACCAAUCACUACACGUUUCAGCUGACGUUCGACAACCGGGCGUUUUCGCUGGCCACGCUAGCCAUGACGCGGGAGGAAAAACACUUGCCCAUCAGCGCGUCGGUGUUGUUCGAGAUUUUCCCGUUCUGCAUCGUGUUUGGAGCCGAUAUGGUGGUACGCAGCAUUGGCAACUCAUUGAUGGUCAUCGUACCGGAUCUUCUGACGAAAAAGAUCACCGAUUGGUUCGAGCUGAGACGGCCUCUGAUAUCUUUCAAGUUCCAAACGAUACUCAACCGCACAAACAACAUCUUCGAACUAGUCACCAUGGAGUCGGUCAAAAAGCGACCGGAAAACCAAAGAAAGACUGAAAUCUUCCUCAGUGAUCAGGAGCAGCAGGAGGAAGUGGAGAAACAUCUAAGGCUCAAAGGUCAAAUGAUCUACAUGGAAAACUGGCGUAUGAUAAUGUUCCUCGGUACGCCGGUUAUGCCCAAGCUGUCCUCGCUCAUAAGCACUGGACUGUACAUAAACGAUCUGUCGAUGCACGACUUCAGUAGGGAUCUCAUGCUGGCCGGAACGCAGCAAUCAGUCGAGCUUAAGCUCGCGUUGGACCAGGAGCAGCAGAAGUCCAAGAAGUUGGAGGAAUCGAUGCGCAAAUUGGACGAGGAAAUGCGCCGUACCGAUGAGCUGCUGUAUCAGAUGAUACCGAAACAGGUGGCCGAUCGACUGAGACGAGGCGAAAACCCGAUCGAUACCUGCGAGAUGUUCAACAGUGUGUCAAUUCUGUUCUCGGAUGUGGUCACGUUCACCGAAAUUUGCAGUCGCAUUACUCCGAUGGAGGUGGUAUCGAUGUUGAAUGCUAUGUAUUCGAUAUUCGAUACGCUCACGGAGCGAAACAAUGUAUAUAAGGUUGAGACUAUUGGCGAUGCCUAUAUGGUCGUUUCUGGUGCUCCUGAGAAGGAACAGAACCAUGCAGAAAAAGUUUGUGAUAUGGCUUUGGAUAUGAUCGAAGCUAUUACUGAUCUUAAGGACCCUUCAACUGGAUCUCAUUUAAGGAUACGGGUGGGUGUACACUCUGGUGCUGUGGUAGCGGGCAUCGUAGGGCUCAAGAUGCCUCGUUAUUGCCUUUUUGGUGAUUCUGUAAAUACGGCCUCACGGAUGGAGUCCACUAGUCAAGCGAUGAAAAUUCACAUAUCACAGUCAACGAAAAACUUCUUGCCCCCAAACUAUCAUGUCUCUGAGCGGGGUGAAAUUGAUGUCAAGGGAAAAGGCACGAUGAAAACGUAUUGGUUGGAUCGCAAGGAAAAUCGCUCUCCGUUGCAGCUUUUGUCGCAGGAAAUAAAACAGCCUUCGAUUGAGUACAUCGAAUCGAGUAAAGAUCGCCGAGUCAGCAUAUCAACUUACAGUAUCCCGCACAAGCAGUCUAGUGGAGGUUUGAGCUCUGCAGGUACAGAAGAUCGACGAGUUUAUUCACCCGUGACGUUCGAGGACGUUGCCAGGCGAAGUAUCGCCAAUUCUCCGGUCAAGCUACACAGCUUUGGGCCACGUGGACGGGAAAAUCGAUCAAAUUCCAUGGGACAUGCUUUCAUGCAUAGCGUUUCGGAUGUCUUUGGAUCGCUGGUUAGCGAUACCGAGGACUUUUUAGAAGAUAUGCACCACCGAAAUUCGAUCAGCAAUACCAACUAUACACCAUCGACUCCAUCAUCCUGCGCUUUUAGUCCACCGCCCGCUUUUCGAUCGAAGUCGAAACCUUACGUGGCGGGACAAUUCUCAGAAGAGGAGCUGGAUCUUCUCUCAAACACAACCAAUUCACCGUCAGCCCGGAGUUUUGUCGAUCAUGAAAUAAAGAAAUCGAAUUUGCUCAGCAAACAGCAGAACGUCUCUGUCAGUGAACAGCAGAAAGCAAAGAACCGGAAAGCCAAACUGGAAAGCGUGCAGCAGAAGCAAAACGCAGCUCUUCAAAAGCUGGACAAGAUGGUUCAGGACAUCUAUGAAACAGAUCUGCCCGGAAUGUGCUUUAUGAACCCACCCACAUCUCGGUCGGAUGGCAACAUUUGCAAGUCCAACUGUAGUAGAUCUCAGGCACCUCCUUCUCCUCCUCCUGAUGCUGCUACUGCGGCCGUUUCUCAACCAGCACAAUCGGCUUGUGAACACACACGUACCCUGCCACAGCCCUGUCCUGGGUGUGGUGGCUCGGCUCCGGCCGGCGGCACCGGUUCCAAUAGGGUACCCCAAAGUGUUAGCUUCACCCAUGCCAAAGAGCACAAAUGCUGCCCAAACUAUCCGGGUAUGGUUCAACACCACCAGAAUGGGCGCCACCACAAAGUGCAUUCCAAUGCUUGUCAGUUGCUCUAGAGCUCGGGGCGGGGCUUGUUAUUAGAACGGGGUGGCUGCGCGGUGCUAAUUCUUCGAGGCAUUAUUGGGAUAUCUGGAAUAUCCCGAGUAUAUAAAGAGAGCACCGUAGCAAUAGUUUUGUAGAUCUAUUUAUUUUAUCUUAGGAGUAGACGAUGAGUGAGUGUAUAUAGAGUGUGAAUGGCUGGUUGGUUUGGUAAUGCGAAGGUAGGGAAAAGAUGACCGAAUGGUGGAUUUAUUCACAUUGUUUUUAGUUGACUUUAUAAAAAAUAUGAAUGUAAUAUUGAAGGUCCUAAGUCAAUCUUUCCGAUAUUCACAGAUUUUCGCAGCAGGGACUAGCACAUUGGAAUCAUACUUACACUCAAACCUUUUUACGGCACUUCUUUAUACGUCACUCCAUUUUACGUCCACUUUUCACGGCACGUGUGUUUGAACAAUUAUAAGAUUUUUUUCUUCCAUUUACUGCCAAUAGA